AUCAGAGCACUUCCCCGGUCCUCUCCGUGGGAGCCCGCGAGCCUCUCUCCCUCAUCUUACGUGCUCAAGGGCAUUGAUACAUUCACCAAUUCACCCUUGAAAUAAUCUCAAGAACAAAAGGCAGCUGAAAGAAGCUGUUCUGGAAGUAGAGCAGCAUCCGGUGAAGAGGCAGAAACCAGUCCCAGGGGUGCCACGGGAAGGCAGGAGCAAGGGCAUUGGUCCUCAAUUCCACAGGACGGUCAAGUCUAAAUGUGAUGGCUGUGCCGCCUGGCCCUCUGCAGCUGCUGGGAGUGCUGCUUACCAUUUCCCUAAGCUCCAUCAGGCUCAUUCAGGCUGGUGCCUACUAUGGGAUCAAGCCACUGCCACCUCAAAUUCCUCCUCAGAUGCCACCGCAAAUUCCACAAUACCAGCCCCUGGGUCAGCAAGUACCUCACAUGCCUAUGGGCAAAGAUGGCCUUGCCAUGGGCAAGGAGAUGCCUCACUUGCAGUAUGGCAAAGAGUAUCCACACUUACCCCAAUAUAUGAAGGAAAUUCAACCUGCUCCAAGAAUGGGCAAGGAAGCGGUACCCAAGAAAGGCAAAGAAAUACCAUUAGCCAGUUUACGAGGGGAACAAGGUCCCCGUGGAGAGCCUGGCCCAAGAGGACCACCUGGGCCCCCUGGUUUGCCAGGGCAUGGGAUACCUGGAAUCAAAGGAAAACCAGGGCCACAGGGAUAUCCAGGAGUUGGAAAGCCAGGUAUGCCUGGAAUGCCAGGGAAGCCAGGAGCCAUGGGAAUGCCUGGGGCAAAAGGUGAAAUUGGACCUAAAGGGGAAGUUGGGCCUAUGGGGAUCCCAGGACCCCAAGGACCUCCGGGGCCUCAUGGACUUCCUGGCAUUGGGAAGCCAGGUGGGCCAGGGCUACCAGGACCACCUGGAGCAAAGGGUGAUCGGGGCCCCAAAGGACCACCAGGACCUCCAGGCCUUCAGGGUCCUAAAGGAGAGAAGGGCUUCGGGAUGCCAGGUUUGCCAGGCCUGAAGGGUCCUCCAGGGAUGCAUGGCCCUCCAGGCCCUGUUGGACUGCCAGGAGUGGGCAAACCAGGAGUGACAGGCUUCCCUGGCCCCCAGGGCCCCCUGGGAAAGCCAGGGCCUCCAGGAGAACCUGGGCCACAAGGUCCUAUUGGUAUACCAGGGGUUCAAGGACCUCCUGGGAUACCUGGAGUUGGAAAACCAGGCCAGGAUGGGAUCCCUGGCCAGCCAGGAUUUCCAGGUGGCAAAGGAGAGCAAGGACUGCCAGGGCUGCCAGGACCCCCAGGCCUUCCAGGGAUUGGGAAGCCAGGCUUCCCAGGACCUAAAGGUGACCGAGGCGUAGGGGGUCUUCCUGGGGCUAUUGGACCAAGAGGGGAGAAAGGACCAGCAGGUGCCCCUGGAGUGGGAGGUCCCCCAGGAGAGCCAGGCCUGCCUGGAAUCCCGGGUCCUAUGGGUCCUCCAGGUGCUAUUGGUUUUCCUGGGCCCAAGGGAGAAGGUGGGGUUGUGGGGCCACAGGGGCCACCAGGUCCCAAAGGUGAGCCAGGGCUUCAAGGGUUCCCAGGAAAGCCAGGUUUCCUUGGUGAAGCAGGACCUCCUGGCAUGAGGGGUUUGCCAGGUCCCAUAGGGCCCAAGGGGGAAGCUGGGCUCAAAGGUUUGCCAGGGCUCCCUGGUGUUCCAGGGCUUCUUGGACCAAAGGGAGAACCAGGAAUCCCAGGGGAUCAGGGUUUACAGGGCCCUUCAGGUAUCCCAGGGAUUGCAGGCCCUAGUGGCCCCAUUGGACCACCUGGGAUUCCAGGCCCCAAAGGAGAACCAGGCCUGCCGGGGCCCCCUGGGUUCCCUGGUGUAGGGAAGCCUGGAGUGGCAGGACUUCAUGGCCCACCAGGGAAGCCUGGUGCCCUUGGUCCUCAAGGCCAACCUGGCCUUCCAGGGCCCCCAGGCCCUCCAGGGCCCCCAGGCCCCCCAGCUGUGAUGCCUCCUACGCCACCACCCCAUGGAGAGUAUCUGCCAGAUAUGGGGCUUGGAAUUGAUGGCGUGAAACCUCCCCAUGCCUACGGGGCUAAGAAAGGCAAGAAUGGAGGGCCAGCCUACGAGAUGCCUGCAUUUACCGCUGAGCUCACCGCACCUUUCCCACCAGUGGGGGCCCCAGUGAAGUUUGACAAACUGCUCUAUAACGGCAGACAGAACUACAACCCACAGACGGGCAUCUUCACCUGUGAGGUCCCCGGUGUCUACUACUUUGCAUACCACGUUCACUGCAAGGGGGGCAAUGUGUGGGUUGCUCUGUUCAAGAACAACGAGCCCAUGAUGUACACAUACGACGAGUACAAAAAGGGCUUCCUGGACCAGGCAUCUGGGAGUGCGGUGCUGCUGCUCAGGCCCGGAGACCGGGUGUUCCUCCAGAUGCCCUCAGAACAGGCUGCAGGAUUGUAUGCUGGGCAGUACGUCCACUCCUCCUUUUCAGGAUAUUUAUUGUAUCCCAUGUAAAAAAAAAGAAAAAAGAGAGAGAUUUAAUAGAAGAAAAGAAAAUGAUGCACCAAAAAAUCCAAAUGAAAAACAUACUUGCUUCAAAACACUUAUAUAGUUGGAAAGUUAUAUUUAAGUGAAAAUUUGGACCAUCAUGUACAAAUAAAAACUAAGAUGCAUGUUUAAUACACUGCACAGCAGCUUGUAAUUGAAAAAUGAUGGGAUAGAUUUAUGUAUCAAGUACUGACACUUGUGUUGUACCCACUGGAAUCAUAUUAGCUGUUGUAUGUUAUAUGCUUCCACAGUAACCUGCUUAUUCAGAUCAGUCAAAAUAUUUCAGUAUGAACGAUCAUAGCUAAUGAAAGUCACUCAUAUUGUUUACUUUAAAAUAUUUAUAAAUAUGCCUUAAAGAAAUGUCAAUGAUAACAAUUACAUACCGUAUUUACUUGCAUAAUUUCCUCUAUAUUUGUGCAGAUACUUUGCCAUGGAAUGUGCUGGGGAGGGGUCUGCGGUGUCACAGCCCCAGUGGGAGGGGGCCAUGGGACUAUGGUAAUACGUUAGUCGAAGGGUUAUUUCAUUCAUGUCAGAGGCUAUGUCUUUUAGCAAC
Propithecus coquereli (Coquerel's sifaka) is the source of this 3075-nucleotide messenger RNA. RefSeq names its product collagen, type VIII, alpha 1 (gene COL8A1). Gene Ontology annotation, molecular function: protein binding. The transcript has 5 exons. The record is from RefSeq and is a predicted model, not a curated record. Gene Ontology annotation, cellular component: basement membrane. The coding region runs from base 255 to 2489 and encodes 744 amino acids. NCBI's taxonomy places the organism in Eukaryota, Metazoa, Chordata, Mammalia, Primates, Indriidae.